Plasmodium malariae is the source of this 618-nucleotide messenger RNA. Its product is annotated as conserved Plasmodium protein, unknown function. Lineage: Eukaryota; Apicomplexa; Aconoidasida; Haemosporida; Plasmodiidae. The transcript has 3 exons. The record is from RefSeq and is a predicted model, not a curated record. The coding region runs from base 1 to 618 and encodes 205 amino acids.
AUGACGAUCAGCAACAGGAGCUUCGUAUAUUCUUUGCAGCAUUUACUAACUUUAUACAGACGAGCAAAUAUAAAAAAUGCUGUGAAAAGUACGCAUAUAUUAUUGUGUCAUUUGAAGGGAUAUAACACAGCGUAUAAAAAAUAUGUAUGUGCAUAUGGGAAGAAUUUUAUAGUUCACAAGAAUCAAUUUUCAAUUUAUGCAAAGAACAAAUCAGAUGAGUGUAACACAAGUGAGGAGCAUAGUGAUGAUGACAAUGACAAACUAUUUUUAAAUGAUAACGAAAGUGAAAAUGAUGCAGAAGAAGAACAGGAGGAAAAAUAUUCAAAAACAAAAAGGCCUUGUAAUAACUCAGAAAAUAGCGAUCAGAUUAAUAAACAUAUUUCCGACAAACAAAAUUUUAAUGAACAAGUUAUAAAUUCUCCCACGGAGAUAACAAAAAAGAGCAAAUACGACUCGGAUGUGAUCCUAAUAUACGAAGACUUGCCACAUUUAUCCAGUGAUAUGCUUAGUCCCCAUUUGAGCGAGGAAGAAAUAGAACAAGUAAACUCAGGAAUACCCGAUUUCCCGUACGAUAAUUACUCUAAUAAUAUUGCUUAUAACAAGAAGAUAAAGAAAUAG